AUGAUGGCUCUCCUUGGCGUGACUAUGCCGGCAAUUAUGUCGUUUGGAUACAACCAGUCGAUGCUCGGUGGAGUCUUGACAUUGGACAGCUUCGAGAGACAAUUUCGUGAAAUCGAUUUGACUGAUGCGGCGCCCGCAGAAAAGCCAUACAAGUCGACGAUUCAAGGCACCGUCGUCGCUUUAUACGCCGUGGGUGGCCUUUUCGGUGCACUUUCAUGUAUUGGACUUGGUGACAUUCUCGGCCGCAAAAAAGUCAUCAUGCUGGCUUCCGCCAUACAGAUCAUCGGCGCGAUUCUCAUGACGACUGCCUUUGACUUCGCACAACUGGUCGUUUCGCGUCUGGUUAUUGGCCUUGGAACCGGAGGCGUCCUAGCCACUGUGCCUGUGUGGCAGUCCGAACUAUCAACCACCUCAAAGCGCGGAGCUCAUGUCGUUACCAUCGGCCCCUUUGCAGGUUUAGGCGCCACUCUUGUUCUCUUUAUUGAUUUUGGAAUGUCCUUCGCCCCUGAAAGUGAGGGGUGGCGGGUACCAUUUGCAUUGCAAGUUCUACUUUCGUUAACGGUGAUUGGGUUCAUCAGUAUUCUGCCAGAAUCCCCUCGCUGGCUGGUUCGCCAGGGCCGUAUCGUUGAGGCUCGGGAAGUUUUAGCUGCUUUAGAAGAUGUUGAUUCCCAUGACCUCAAGGUCGAGGCUGAAAUUUUAGAGGUGGAAUCUUCGCUGAAGCUGGCCGGAGAAGCAUCUUUCAAGCAAGUGUUCCACAUGGGUAGCCAGCGUAUCUUCCACCGUGCCAUGUUGGCUGCCACGGUCAUGAUGUUUUUGCAGCUGACCGGCGUUAACACGGUAACAUUCUACACAAACACAAUCUUCGAAACCUAUCUCUCACUGGAUUCAGUCAAGUCUCGAAUUUUGGCGGCGAUCUACCAACUAGUGACACUGAUUGCAGGUGCUUUAUGCGUGUAUACCAUCGAGGGAUUCGGCCGACGUGGCUUGAUGCUUGCGAGUGCUGCUGGCAAUGCGGUGUGUUUAGCCAUGGUGGCUGCACUAGGAUCUCAGCCCGACAACGCAAGAGCAAUGGACGGGGCGGUCGUUUUCAUUUUCUUCUUCCAUUUCAGCUAUGUCAUCGGCUAUGGUGGUAUCCCAUUUCUAUAUGCUGCAGAGCUGAGUCCUCUCAAAAUGAGGGGUACGAUCAACGGCAUCAGCAUGGGAACAUAUUGGAUCUUCUGUGUCGUGAUCACCGAAAUCACCCCGUUUGCCUUCCAGGCCCUUGAAUGGCGAUUCUUUAUCAUAUUUGCUGGACUGAACGUCAUUAUGAUGGGAGUUGUCUAUUUCUUGUUUCCAGAAACUGCCGGCCGCAGCUUGGAAGAAAUAGAUCGGAUCUUCAUGACAUCCGACAAUAUUUGGGACACCGUGAAAGCAGCUGAGCGCUUGCCCCAUUUGAUGCCCGAGCGGUCGCGACACCCGAAAGAGAUUCCUACCGAGCAAUUAGCAUAA
Molecule: messenger RNA, 1488 nt
Organism: Penicillium maclennaniae
Lineage: Eukaryota; Fungi; Ascomycota; Eurotiomycetes; Eurotiales; Aspergillaceae
Product: sugar transporter
Exons: 2
Coding region: 1-1488 (495 amino acids)
Biological process (GO): carbohydrate transport; transmembrane transport
Cellular component (GO): membrane
Molecular function (GO): carbohydrate:proton symporter activity
Source: RefSeq, a predicted model, not a curated record